AUGCCCUCGCCCUUGUUGGGGCCCCUACCCUCUUCUGCGGCCUCCUUCCGACGGCCCGUUCCAUGGCCCGGCCCUCACCUGCGGCCCCACCCUCCUCGGCCCCUGUGGUGCUUCCUCCCAGACGCGAGGAUUGUGUCCAUGGACCACGUGUUCAGGAUUGACCCCUCUAAGGUGGAGGACGGGAAAGGGAAGAGUCCGUAUGAUCCUCGCCACAACGCUGCAUCUGUACUUGUCGGUGAUGAGCUAUAUGCAGGCGUAGCUACAGACCUAAUGGGACGGGACUUCACCAUUUUCAGAAGCCUGGGGAAACGCCCCUCCAUCCGCACCGAACAGCAUGACUCCCGCUGGCUCAAUGAACCAAAGUUUGUUGGUUCCUUUUGGGUCCCAGAAAGUGAAAACCCUGAUGAUGACAAGGUGUUUUUCUUUUUCCGUGAGACGGCGGUUGAGGCCCAGGGUCUGGGAAAGUCCACUUACUCCCGCAUUGGACAGCUCUGCAGGAAUGACAUGGGCGGUCAGCGGAGUCUGGUGAACAAGUGGACGACAUUCCUCAAGACCCGUCUGAUCUGCUCGGUGCCAGGUGCAGACGGCAGCGACACGUACUUUGACGAGCUGCGCGACGUGUUUCUGCUGCAGACGCGUGACAGGAAGAACCCUCUGGUCUACACUGUCUUCUCUACUUCCAGCAGUGUAUUCAAAGGCUCAGCCGUGUGUGUCUACUCCAUGAAUGACAUCCGCAGGGCCUUCCUGGGUCCCUUCGCUCACAAAGAGGGGCCCAACUACCAGUGGGUCCCCUUCCAGGGAAAAGUCCCCUACCCACGCCCAGGAAUGGUAUGUCCAAAACUCCAAAAGGCUGUGGGCUCAAAUGGGGUUCGAGUGAGCCCAUCUAAAACCACUGUCAAGUCCCAUAAGGGCACCAGUGACCUGGAGACAGGAAGGAAGCUGCGAGCUCCCUUCAUAAAACGGCAGACCAGAGGAUGCUGGCCGGCCGUCUUACCCUCAAAACCCACAUGGCAGCAAUAG
Messenger RNA from Notothenia coriiceps (black rockcod), 1020 nucleotides. RefSeq names its product semaphorin-3B-like. Lineage: Eukaryota; Metazoa; Chordata; Actinopteri; Perciformes; Nototheniidae. The transcript is spliced from 8 exons. Gene Ontology annotation, biological process: negative chemotaxis; neural crest cell migration; semaphorin-plexin signaling pathway. The coding region runs from base 1 to 1020 and encodes 339 amino acids. Gene Ontology annotation, cellular component: plasma membrane. Gene Ontology annotation, molecular function: semaphorin receptor binding; chemorepellent activity. The record is from RefSeq and is a predicted model, not a curated record.